Zasmidium cellare ATCC 36951 is the source of this 513-nucleotide messenger RNA. RefSeq lists its product as uncharacterized. NCBI's taxonomy places the organism in Eukaryota, Fungi, Ascomycota, Dothideomycetes, Mycosphaerellales, Mycosphaerellaceae. The coding region runs from base 1 to 513 and encodes 170 amino acids. The transcript has 3 exons. The record is from RefSeq and is a predicted model, not a curated record. Gene Ontology annotation, cellular component: membrane.
AUGGAGAAAUCCAAACUCGCCCUCUACAUCACCCGCGUCCUCCAGCUCAUCUCCGCCGCCAUCGUCCUCGGCAUCGGCAUCACCCUCGCCCGCGACAUCAACACCAUCAGCCACGGCAAAGGCUGCUACCAACACGGGGACCCAGACGACAAGAUCAAGUGCUCCGACCUGGUGGGUCGAUACCCUUCCUCGACGGCGUACGCGGCGUUCACGGGGGCUUUUGGACUGCUGGAUGGGAUUUUGGGGUUGGUUGGCGUUGUGGUGAUGGGGGUGCCGUGGUGGGUUGUUGUGGGGGUGGAUGCGUUGGCGGGGGUGUUUUAUUUGGCGGGUGGGGUGAACUCGGCGGUUUUGAGGGCGAAGAAUAGCGAGUGGAUUGAUCACCAGGGGCUGCAUAUCUGGUCGAGGUUCGAUACAAUUACGGCGUUUAUGUUCAUUGGAUUUUUGGUUACGCUUCUUUGUAUGGCGCUGGUUUUCUUGACGGGGAGGAGGAGGGGCAAGUCGAGUGUGGUAUGA